AUGUUCCUUGGAGGUUCUGAAAAUCAGGAAAGUCCUGGCGCUGGUUCGACUCAUUCAUCGAUUUCACCUCCGAUAUCGCUGAUGCACGAUAUUACAACGGCAUCAUCACCAACAACUAUAACUAGUCAACAAACUACUAAUACAUUACCCGUCACACUAUCACAAAUAUGUACGCCAGGAACUGCACCACUCGGUAGUCAUCAAAUUUUAAUCGAUCCAGCAACCGGUCAACAUUUUUUGGUAUCUUCUGCACCACCACCACCACAUCCACAAAUAAUCUAUCAGCCGGUUUACUAUUCUACUACACCGGCACAACCAGUUUAUUAUCAUCCUUUCCCAUCCGGAGCUCAUAGCGCAUAUGUCGUGGCUGCUACACCAAUAACCACUUCCCAAACCGGAAAUCAAAUAGGAUCAUCGCAUAUGGCACUUGGACAGCGCUUUUCCUCAACUCCACCACCGCCGACGGGUAGCACUGGAUGUUUUGUUCGCAGUGUUGUUGAUUUCGAUGAUACGAGAUCAGCGAUAACAACCGACGAAAGGCAUACUGUUUUUGAACAUCCACUAAUGUCUACAACAAGAAGUCGUGCGGUGGAUGCAAAACAAAUCCUUGUUUCAAAAAAUUCCAUUUCACCGCCACAGUCUUUACCUGUUAUAUCCCAGAAUUGCUCAAUAUUCGGCAAUUUGGCAACUAUGUCGCUGAGUAAUUCGCAGAAGACUCCUGCACAAACGCGCGCACAAGAAGCUGUUACAUAUCAGGAAGCUGUUAGUAGUCCAGUCAUUUCCACUUGUGUCACUACCGUAAGACAUACUCAAACGGAAGAAGGUGAAAGGACGCCGUUAUUCGGUGCCGCACCGACAUGGUGGGGUGAAAAUGGUGCGUCUAAUGUACAAGUUCGAAGUGAUGGCGAUAACAUGAGGAAUGCAGCUUCUGGAAGUACUCAUCGACCAUUAAAAUCGAUUAGGAUGGAUAUUGACUUGAAUGAGCCUUUUGUCAAUGACGAAACAAAAAAAGAAAAUAAAGCUAAAGUUGUACAGCGUGCGUUAUCUUCAACUGCAUUUACUGUUUCCUUCGACAAUGAAGAAGAUUCGCAAAAAGUGAAUUUAUCACUUCAAGAUGCCGCUAAGAAAACUUCAUCCAGGCGUUUUAUGAGAAGAAGUGUGCCGGCAGCUGGAAUACUUUCCAAAGGUACUGCAGCAAAAAUAGCUGGUUUAACAGUUGCAUCCACUGAUCCUAAACAAUAUUUGCUGAAUAAGAUGUUGAUGGGAAUUGGCGAAGAACGCAAUAAAGGACCAGAUCUGAUUGCAUCAUGCGAACAGGGAGGAAGGAAACCAGAUACUGACGAUACAUUGAGCGAAGCAGGAACUUAUGUUGUUGAUGAUGAUCAUGUGAAUCAAAUGGUGAUUUCCCAAACUGUCGAAGAUUCCGAUGCAGAAAGUGUUUCAAGUGAAUCGACAACAACUCAAAGCACGGAAAAUGUUGUUCCUACUGUACCAUUGCGCUUGGGAUCGGUCCUCCCUCAAAUUAAUGAAAAUGUGAGUGGUGGAACAGAAAGUAAUGAACAUCUCUUGCGUGAAUUGUUGCGCUUUAGUUCCGGACGAAUUGGUCAACGUCGCAAUAUCGGUGAACAUCAAGUUGUUGCACCAUUUACACCACUUUCGAAUUCAUCACGUCUAACUGGUGCAACGGGAACUCAUGUAGGGGUUGCACGUCGUCCAGAAACUUCUAGGACAGAGGAACGUCACAGUUCGCAUCGUUUAUGUACUAUGGCAUCCUCUUCACGUGCAUCACUCUCAUCCCAAACGCAUCGUACACAAACAAGUGGAAUAAAUGAUAAUAACUUCAGACGUGGUGAUGGUGGUCGAUAUUCGAUGCGAUUUUCUGGUAUUAACACUAAAACUCAUCCAACUUCUGCUGCGGUCAGUCGGAACGAGAGACCACCAUUCCGUGUUGGAGGUAGUGCAAGAAAUCAGACAAGUGGAACAAAAGUACAAAAAGAAAGUGCUGAAAUGACUGCUUGGCUAAGACGUAAGGAUUAUAAUCCGAUGAAAGCAGCAGCUGAAGCAAAGAAAUUGCAGCAACUGAAAACACGAGUCGACAAAUUUGCUUCAAAUCGUUCAAUAUCUUUUCAUCAAGGAACUCGACCCUUUACUAAUGUAUCACCGAUCGUCCGAAAUUCAAGCAAAGUUCGUCACAAUCGGUCUCAAGAUGACUUAUCAGUCGAUAAUGCUGCUUGUGGGCCGGAAACAAUUCUUGUCAGUUAUUCAAAAGAUGUUACGAGAGAUUUGAACAAAUUACGUUCUGUUGAAGCUACCCAAGAUCAAACUCGUAUAGAUGGUCUUGAAAAUGCUGUACAGCAACUUACAAUGAAAUGUAAUCGAAGCAUCGAAUUGAUAAAGAAUUCUCAUCAAGGACAUUUAUCGGAAUCAGUGGAAAAUUUAUUGGAAAUGGCUAUUAAGCCGGUGAAAGAUUGUACGGGAACAGUAACCGAUCAGCUGGAUCGGUUAUCUGCAGCAUUUGAUGCAAUACAAAAGUAUUUAGAAGUCUCAUCAGCAUCGCUGCCAGCAUCGCCGUCUGGUUCUAGUCCCACUUCAUCAGUCACAGCACUGUCGACCUCUCCAAGUCGACGACCAUGUAGUGCCUACCAAAGUAAGCUUGCAGCAGCUAAGCGCAAUUCAUUAGGUGGUCAAAAAAAUUCAUGA
This is a messenger RNA of Cercopithifilaria johnstoni, 2700 nucleotides long. The record is from the annotation of a GenBank genome assembly. NCBI's taxonomy places the organism in Eukaryota, Metazoa, Nematoda, Chromadorea, Rhabditida, Onchocercidae.